AUGGCUGGUCUCUUUGGCAACAGAGGAAAUCCUUCAGGCUAUGGACGCCCUCCACAGCCUGCAAGACCGUCCCAGCCAUAUCAAGCCGGAUAUAGUGACCAACCUACGGGAGGAUAUGGUGCACCACCACCUCAACCAAGACUACCAGCGAGACCCUCGGGAGGUCGCCAACAGGGAGGACACUCUCUUCACUUACAGCCUACCAAGUCCCCCAACCCUACUUACACCUUCACCAACCUCGUCGCAGUCUCGUCGAGGGACAUACCACCUCCACAAGGUGCUAGUCCAGACGUCUACCUCCUGCUCAAUGGGCAAUAUGUGGUCUCUGCUCGUCCAACCGAGGAGAUACAACCCGGUCAGAUUGGUCUUUCGACCCCGCAAAGAGAGUGGAUGAACAUAGCACUUACCGAUUUUGUGAAUGUCGAACCGUUCGAUAUAUUCGCUCAUGGAGGACAGGCAUAUCUAGGGACUAUGGAUGUUGAAGUUGGGUUUGCUGGGAGAAAGAUACACGAAAAUCCUUACGAUCAAGAUGAGCUGGCCAAAACUGUAACGAGGAUCUUUCACGACCAGGUGUUCGCUCCUGGCCAGAAGUUCUUGAUGGAUGAUAGGAGUACACCAAUAGCCUUUCAGGUAAAGACAGUACAACUUAUGAACCUGUCUGAGAAGCCUUCGACGAGUGGCUCUCCUGUGACUUCGGACCCCAUGGCUAGGGGCAUGCUCACAAACCAGACUCAGAUCAACUUCUUCAGAGACCCGAAGUCUCCGAUAAAUCUCAAGGCUUCUUCGAGGAGGCCCGCUACCAAUGCUAUCGUCUCCCCUGACUUCAAAUUCGAGGAUAUGGGCAUAGGUGGUCUCGAUACUGAAUUUAGCACUAUCUUCCGAAGAGCAUUUGCUUCUCGUAUCUUUCCUCCUGGUCUCGUCGAGAAACUUGGCAUUCAGCACGUCAAGGGUAUUCUGCUCUACGGCCCACCAGGUACGGGAAAGACCUUGAUAGCACGGCAGAUAGGCAAAAUGCUCAAUGCACGAGAACCAAAAGUUAUCAACGGUCCUGAGGUACUCAAUAAAUACGUGGGUCAAUCCGAGGAGAAUAUCAGAAAGCUAUUUGCAGAUGCAGAAAAGGAGUACAAGGAAAAGGGAGACGAGUCUGGUCUACACAUCAUUAUCUUCGAUGAGCUCGAUGCUGUAUGUAAGCAGAGAGGAAGUGGUGCUGGUGGUGGCACGGGUGUUGGCGACAGUGUGGUGAACCAGCUGUUGUCUAAGCUGGACGGUGUGGAUCAACUCAACAACAUCUUACUGAUUGGUAUGACGAAUCGUAUGGACAUGAUUGACGACGCUCUAUUGAGACCUGGUCGUUUGGAGGUGCAUAUGGAGAUCUCCUUACCUGACGAACACGGACGACAGCAGAUCCUGAAAAUUCAUACAACUAAAAUGCGGAACAACAAUGUCAUGGAUACCGACGUCAACAUGGCUGAACUGGCACAUCUUACCAAGAACUUCUCAGGAGCUGAAAUAGGUGGUCUCGUCAAAUCAGCGACCUCGUUCGCCUUCAAUCGACACGUCAAGGUCGGCACCAUGGCUGGGGUGUCAGAUGAUGUUGUCAAUAUGAAAGUCAACCGUGACGAUUUUAUGCAUGCUUUGGAAGAAGUCAAACCUGCUUUCGGUGUUUCAGAAGAGCAACUAUCAGAGUGCUUACAGGGAGGUAUCAUCCAUUAUUCGCCAUACAUCAAAGCCAUCCUGGACGAAGGUAGCCUAUUCGUCAAGCAAGUGCGAGACACCGGGAAGGACGCCAAAUCGUUGCUAUCUGUUGUUUUCCACGGUUCUGCAGGUUCUGGGAAAACAGCACUUGCAGCUCAGAUUGCAAUUGACUCGGGAUAUCCUUUCAUCAAACUACUCUCACCAGAAGACAUGCUGGGCUAUGGUGAGGCUGCAAAGAUAUCACACAUAACCAGAAUCUUCAUGGACGCUUACAAGAGUACAACGAGCUGUGUGGUUAUCGACUCUAUAGAGCGUAUAUUAGAGUGGGUACCUAUUGGACCCAGAUUCAGCAACCCUAUCCUUCAGACUCUUAUUACCUGCCUACGAAAAAUGCCCCCAAGUGGACGUCGCCUACUCAUCCUUGCUACCACGACUGAACGCAGUGUUCUGCAACAACUUGACAUGUUCAGCCACUUUAACAGUGAUGUUUCCGUACCGACCUUGAGGACCUAUGACGAGCUAGCUCUGGUCAUGAGAGAGUCUAAGGUCUUUAGCCAAGAAGACAUCAGGCAGGCGAUCGACGAGAUUCAGCAGAUUACUGGUUCAGAAGAUGUUAGAAUUGGCAUAAAGAAGGUGCUGCUGGGUAUAGAGACAGCUAGGCAGGAUGAGGACAAUAUCUCCUCCAGAUUUGCUAGUGUCAUAUCUAGAGCCAUAGCUGAGAGGGCAUAG
This is a messenger RNA of Lithohypha guttulata, 2424 nucleotides long. RefSeq names its product transport between ER and Golgi ATPase protein (gene SEC18). Gene Ontology annotation, cellular component: Golgi stack. Gene Ontology annotation, molecular function: ATP hydrolysis activity; ATP binding. The transcript has a single exon. Bases 1 to 2424 code for a protein of 807 amino acids. Gene Ontology annotation, biological process: Golgi to plasma membrane protein transport; intra-Golgi vesicle-mediated transport; SNARE complex disassembly. NCBI's taxonomy places the organism in Eukaryota, Fungi, Ascomycota, Eurotiomycetes, Chaetothyriales, Trichomeriaceae. The record is from RefSeq and is a predicted model, not a curated record.